This is a messenger RNA of Zerene cesonia (dogface butterfly), 535 nucleotides long. It is a transcript of the gene spt4, whose product is annotated as transcription elongation factor SPT4-like. Gene Ontology annotation, molecular function: zinc ion binding; RNA polymerase II complex binding. The record is from RefSeq and is a predicted model, not a curated record. Gene Ontology annotation, cellular component: DSIF complex; nucleus. The coding region runs from base 131 to 481 and encodes 116 amino acids. Gene Ontology annotation, biological process: chromatin organization; mRNA processing; regulation of transcription elongation by RNA polymerase II. The transcript is spliced from 4 exons. NCBI's taxonomy places the organism in Eukaryota, Metazoa, Arthropoda, Insecta, Lepidoptera, Pieridae.
UACAAUUUGACAGUUGACAUAUUGAACACAAUAAAUUUAACACUUUCGUUAAUAAUAAAGUUCACGAAAAUUUUUGGAUAUCAUCUUGUAAUCGUUGUUACUUUCGUAUACUAGUUAUAAGUAAUUAAAAAUGUCAUUAGAAACUGUGCCAAAAGAUUUGCGGGGAUUGCGUGCGUGCUUGGUCUGUUCUUUGAUAAAGACAUUUGACCAAUUUGAAUAUGACGGCUGCGACAACUGCGAUGAAUUUCUUCGCAUGAAAAGCAAUAAGGAUAAUGUUUAUGACUGCACUAGUAACAAUUUUGACGGAAUGAUAGCAGUUAUGAGCCCUGAAGACAGUUGGGUGUGUAAAUGGCAAAGAAUAAGUAGAUUUUGUAAAGGAGUUUAUGCAAUAUCUGUAUCUGGGCGCCUUCCAGCAGGUGUAAUUAGAGAAAUGAAAAGCCGUGGAAUUGUGUAUCGACCAAGAGAUACAAGUCAACGUUAAAUGCAUUACAUUAUUAUUAAAUAUUUAAAUAUAAGAUUACUUUUUUAAAUUUGU